AUGGAUGGAGUGAUAAAGUUACAUUAUUAUAAAUGCAAAGAAUACAAAGGUUCUGAAUGGCACAGAUGGGGCAUUGGUGUGCACGGUCCACGUCGAUGGCAACGACUACCAUCCGAUCGACGUGGUCUUGCGCCGUCCCAAAUCCGAUCACGGUCUGCAAAAGAACUCGUUGGUGUUUCAGAUGCCGAUCGUGUCCAACAAGUUUGA
Molecule: messenger RNA, 207 nt
Organism: Cavenderia fasciculata
Lineage: Eukaryota; Evosea; Eumycetozoa; Acytosteliales; Cavenderiaceae
Exons: 2
Coding region: 1-207 (68 amino acids)
Source: RefSeq, a predicted model, not a curated record